AUGCGGUCUCCUGUAUGGCGCCUUCUUUCUCUUUUUUUUCUCGCUGUAUUUCCAACUUAUUCUUUUGCCCUCGACUGUAGGGCAGUUUUGAAUGAAACCUCAAUCUACAAUAACUAUAUAAAGGUAAAUUUUUGGACAUUAGGUCAGUAAGAAGAGCUUCGAAAUGAAAAAAACCGUCUCCGUAACUUUAAAACUUUUUGAUUUAUUUUUCUCAAAUUUUUUUCAAGAGUAAUAUAGCAAUCUUUGUUAGCCAAUAAUCCACAUAUUUUUUUCAGAUCCAGAUGAAGUUAAAUAAAAAGAAACAUCGAAAAUCAGGAAAUUAAAAAAAUAAGUUAGAAAGGUCCAUUCACCUUUACUUUUACUUCUUUUUGAAAGAACCUCACAUUUCUUAAUCAGUGUUUCGAAAUCACUGUUCCUCACAAAACUUUUUCUUCAGCUCCAAAUAUAUUUUUAAGAAAAAUCUUCACAGAAUGGUAGUCUUAUCUCAAACUUUACUUGUUACUGACCAUAUCUCUAAAAUUUAUGCCUUGAAACUUGAUAAUAAAUUUACAGAGCCCGCAUAACGUCAUUCUGCCUUCAAACGAACAGUUUGUGGAGUGCGCCCUGACGAAAGUCAAUGGAACAUUCAAAUCGGCGGUCGUACAUCUUGUGCACUUGGCUUUGAACCGAUUAAACAGUGAAAUUUGCUCGUCGGAUUCGAUAGGAAGAAGAAUGACUUCAACGGUUUCUUCUACGUCAACCACUCCCACCACGCCAGCCACAAAGUCCACGUCUUCUACAACCACGCCGACCACGACGACUUCAACGACGUCAACGACAACGUCUCCAGCCGUAACGUCUACGCCUUCUACAACCACGUUGACCUCGACGACUCCAGCCACAACGUCUACGUCAACCACGACUUCUACCACGUCAACGACGUCUUCAACCACGACAACUACGACGCCCACUACAACCACAACCACUACAAGGCCUCUUGUCUGUAG
Caenorhabditis auriculariae is the source of this 986-nucleotide messenger RNA. The record is from the annotation of a GenBank genome assembly. Lineage: Eukaryota; Metazoa; Nematoda; Chromadorea; Rhabditida; Rhabditidae.